This is a messenger RNA of Xyrauchen texanus (razorback sucker), 2365 nucleotides long. It is a transcript of the gene brap, whose product is annotated as BRCA1 associated protein. Bases 214 to 1983 code for a protein of 589 amino acids. Gene Ontology annotation, molecular function: nucleic acid binding; zinc ion binding; ubiquitin protein ligase activity. Lineage: Eukaryota; Metazoa; Chordata; Actinopteri; Cypriniformes; Catostomidae. Gene Ontology annotation, cellular component: cytoplasm. The record is from RefSeq and is a predicted model, not a curated record. Gene Ontology annotation, biological process: protein ubiquitination; Ras protein signal transduction. The transcript has 12 exons.
UUUGUUUUCACGCGUUUGUUAUCCAGUUAAUAAAAAUGAUUUAUUUUAGCGUUUAUGACAUGUAGUUAUGAUAAACAAUAGUUAUUAUCGGUCGGAUGUGAUGUUUUAAUACGUGUCACGCUGCAUUAAUAGUGUUUAAUUGAGUUGUUGUUGUCGUCACUGCAGUUGGCAGCAGUUGAUCAGUUAUUGAUCAGUUAUUGAUCAUCGGAACACAUGAGUGUGUCUCUGGUUGUGAUCAGACUCGAGCUCGCUGAUCAGUCUGAUUUCCCGCAGGGUUUUCAAUACUGCGCCGUUACAGAGAUGUCAGAGGAGGAGAUGAGGGAGAAAGCGCUGGCCUCUGCAAGAGUCACGCUAAGAGGUAAAAUGGACAAGGAGCGAGGGAGUCUACUGCAUCAGCAUCUGGGCAGCCGAGUCAUGAGCGACAUGGUGAUCGAGACUUUUGAACGCAAUGCAGAAGGAACCGAGGAAGUUAACAAAGAUGUGAAAUACACAAAUGACAGUAAUGGAGAUGCCAAAGAUCAAACCGAUGUGGGGACAACUCCAGACUCACCAUCCAAACAGCUACCAGAUCAAAUUUCCUUCUUCAGUGGGAACCCGUCGGUGGAGAUUGUUCACGGCAUCAUGCACCUUUACAAAACUAAUAAAAUGACAUCACUAACAGAGGACGUGAGGCGCAGCGCGAUGAUUUGUGUUCUCACGGUACCAACAACCAUGACCAGCCAUGACCUCAUGAAGUUUGUGUCGCACUUUAAUGAUGUCAUAGAGCACAUGAAAAUUAUCAGAGACUCCACGCCUAACCAGUACAUGGUGCUGAUUGAGUUCAGGAAUCAGGCCGAUGCUGACAGCUUUUACACAACCUGUAAUGGCCGUCGGUUUAACUCGAUUGAAGAUGCCAUCUGCCAGUUAGUUUAUGUGGAGAGGGCAGAAGUCAUAAAAUCUGAAGAGGGGGCCAGUUUACCAGUUAUGCACCUUAUUGAGCUGCCCAAGUGCACUGUGUGUUUGGAGCGCAUGGAUGAGUCGGUGAAUGGAGUGCUGACCACCCUGUGUAACCACAGCUUUCAUAGCCAAUGCCUCCAGAGAUGGGAAGACACAACGUGUCCAGUCUGUCGAUACUGUCAGACCCCUGAACCCGUGGAGGAAAACAAGUGUUUUGAGUGCGGCGUACAAGAGAAUCUGUGGAUCUGUCUCAUCUGCGGGCACAUUGGUUGCGGGCGCUACGUAAGCCGCCACGCGUAUAAGCACUUUGAAGAAACGCAGCACACCUACGCCAUGCAGCUGACCAAUCACAGGGUCUGGGACUACGCUGGAGAUAACUAUGUUCACCGGCUUGUUGCCAGUAAAACUGACGGUAAGAUGGUACAGUACGAGUGUGAGGGCGACACGUGUCAAGAUGAAAAAAUUGAUGCUCUACAGCUCGAGUACUCGUAUUUAUUGACCAGUCAGCUGGACUCUCAGCGCAUUUACUGGGAGAACAAAAUUGUUCAUUUAGAGAAAGACACAGCAGAAGAGAUCAACAAUAUGAAGGCCAAAUUCAAGGAGACGAUUGAUAAGUGUGACAGUUUGGAACGGAAACUAAAUGAACUCGUCAAAGAAAAACAAUCCAUCGAAAAGAAAUGCUCACAGCUGAAUAACAAAGUGGUGAAGAUCAGUCAAGAGUUGAGGGAGGAGCAAGAAAUGAACCGAUGCCUACGAGCCAAUCAGACGGAGCUGCAGACUCAGCUGCAGGAGGAGGAGAGGCGGGCCCACGAGGCCACAGCCAAUAAAGAAGGACAGAUCGCAGAGUUGAAGGAGCAGCUACGAGACGUCAUGUUCUACCUGGAGACGCAGCAGCAAAUCGAUCGUAUGCCCGCAGAUACCCGGCAAGAAAUACAGGAGGGCCAAAUCAACAUCGCCUCGGCGCCCGCCGCGCCACAGCCCGGGCCCUCUGCACAUGGCACCGGGAAACUGUGCGGCAGGAAAGGACGAUCUAAAAGAGGAAAAUAGUGAAUUCGAAGAGGAUGGUGGAAUUUAUUAACUGCACAUUUCGGCUGCUUGUCUUCGCAAAGUCUCCAAAAAUAUUCUGUUUUUGUACUACAGGAAAUGCUGCUUUUGAAAUGAGGGUGAAUAAUCACCGUCCCUCAUAUUCUGUCUACAUUAAGGCUCUAAAAUAAUGUCAUUUUUUCUGUAAUAUCUCACGUGAGAGCACCAAUAGUGCUUAGAAAUAUAGCUUUACAUGUUUCAUAUGAAAACAAAGUGCUGUUAUUGUCGCAGAAAUUUAUUUUGGUAUUAUUUCAUAUUUAGUGUCCUCAUGAGAGGAAUAUCUAAGGCUGAAUUCCUUGGAAUAAAUUAUAAAGCUGUUGAAAAUUCUGGAUGUUUGUGAAUGGUU